AUGUAUAGAUUUGUGUUCCAGAAAGCUGUCACAGUGUCAGGUGUUAGUGCGUGUCGUCAUAUUUCACGUGUUACAUCAGACAGGGUCUGGAUCAGUGAUAGGAAAGGCAAUCUUAUACUGACAAACACAAAAGGUGAAGAACUUUAUCGUGUGACAGAUAUAGGUAGUUAUUGGGGAGGACACACUGUGGACUCUAACGGUGAUCUAAUUUAUAUAGACAGUGAAUAUAACAUCAUUAAACUGUCUACAGAGAAUAAAGAAAAGAUUACGAUAAUACAGUACAACAACACGUCACCAUGGAGACCAGAGUGUGUCUACAGCUCCCCCUCCACUGGAGACCUGCUGGUCGGGAUGUCUUACUUCACUAAUUAUACAUCUAAAGGCAAGGUAGUGCGGUAUAACUCCACAGGAGAAAACAUCCAGACCAUACAGCACCACAACAACAUCACAGGUCAGGAACUGUAUAGUAAACCUCUCUACAUCACGGAGAACCGCAAUGGAGAUGUUAUUGUGUCUGACGUGGACCGUGGUGUAGUGGUGACAGAUCGUGACGGUAAUUACCGAUUCACCUACACAGGUCGUACAUCAGGAUCAGGACUAUGGCCACAUGGAGUCUGUACUGACGCGCUGUCACACAUCCUGCUGUGUGAUGAUAUCACCGGGUCAGUACAGAUGUUAGAUAGUGAGGGUCACUAUCUAUCAGAGAUACAGACAUCACUACACGGGAUAGACUCACCAUGGGGCCUGAGUUAUGAUGAUGACACACACCUACUGUGGGUAGGGGCACUCAACAACAACACAGUCAACAUAUACAGAGUGGUAGAUACAGACUCUUUGACUGGCCUUCCUCUGGAGAAUAUAAUUUGCAACAGACAUCCGAGAGGUGCAUUAUCAAAGUUCUGUAUGCAGUGUGAGGUUCCCUUGUGUGAGGAAUGUGUCAGCUCUACUGAUCACGGAAGACACGAUAUUAAAGACGUAGAGAUGAUGUUUAAUGAAAUUCACAAGAAAAAAGACCUAGAUGCAGUUUUAAAGUGCCUUCUACUUUGUCAUUCAUGCAAAAUAAAUCUGAAUGAAGGACAGUGGAAGAAAAAGUUUCAUACUGUUGCCAAAUUUUCCAAAUUUAAAAAGAUAAAAAAGGAAUCCAUUCUUGAAACUUUAGAUGAAUGCAAACCAAUUUUGCAGCAGAAAGAUUAUGAAGUCAUGUUUUCUUGCAAAUUCUUCAGACACACCAGUUUUCUUCGAUUUGCAAGAGAUCCACAGUUUGUAGAUGUUUUUCUGACUUGGGCAGAAAAAGACAACAUCGCUGAGUACUGCAGGUCAUGGCUUUAUCCAAAGAAAGAGGGGGAAGUCUUUUGCUGGUUAUCACCACAACAAACAGAACGGUUGAUAGAAAAACUUGGAGAGGAUGUUUUCAUCCACCCAACAUGGCAGGACACAUCAAUUCAUAAUGCUGCAUUUAGCAAAUGUAGGUUUUUGUUUAUUACUAAAGAUUACGAA
Messenger RNA from Saccostrea cuccullata (small rock oyster), 1497 nucleotides. RefSeq lists its product as uncharacterized. Gene Ontology annotation, biological process: negative regulation of translation; proteasome-mediated ubiquitin-dependent protein catabolic process; protein polyubiquitination. Gene Ontology annotation, molecular function: zinc ion binding; translation repressor activity; ubiquitin protein ligase activity. NCBI's taxonomy places the organism in Eukaryota, Metazoa, Mollusca, Bivalvia, Ostreida, Ostreidae. The record is from RefSeq and is a predicted model, not a curated record. The transcript has 3 exons. The annotation marks the transcript as partial.